Molecule: messenger RNA, 1308 nt
Organism: Perca fluviatilis (European perch)
Lineage: Eukaryota; Metazoa; Chordata; Actinopteri; Perciformes; Percidae
Exons: 6
Coding region: 179-862 (227 amino acids)
Source: RefSeq, a predicted model, not a curated record
UAUGACAUUAAUGCCUCUUUAAGUUCCAACCAGAAACCAGAAACAUCAAAGAAGGGAGGAGAGUAGAGGGGGGGUGAUGUGUUUAGUGGAGGGACUCCAUCAUUUAGAGAAGUGAACAGUUCCUGGUUUACCAGUGAAGAAGAAAGAGAGGCAGCGUUAAACCAACAGAUCCUCCAACAUGAACGUCUGUCAGUCUCUGAUCUGCUUCUUCUUCCUCACUCCAACCUCUCCUCUCAGACCUUCUUCACCAUCAGUCCCAUCAGCCUCCACACUGAUGACAUCACAUAAUUUAAGCUCCACACCUUCAUCAGCCUUCCCUGAAGCCAGUGAGCAGCCUCCACAGAAACACACAACACCAGCCCAAAGAGCUCUGCUGUAUGUGGGUCUGACUCUGGUCCUCUUCUUCAUCAUGUUAUCAGUAGCUUUGCUGAUUUUCUGCAGUAUGAGGGCCAGGAAAACCAAAGAACCUCCUCUGGAAACUGAGUACUCUAAUGUCACAAAGGCCAACCGAGUGUAUGAGGAGAUCAGAGAGGACAGACAGAGCACAUCUCCUCCUGUAGAAGUGUCUACAGUUUACACUUACGCCAAAUACACCAAACCAGAUGGAGUGGAAACCACAGAGGAGUACAGCUUAGUCACUGCACCCACUUCUCAGAAGAAAACUGAAGACGACCGGAGUGACCUCACCUACUCUGAGCUGGAUCUUCCCAACGGUACAGCUGCCUCGCUGCACAGCGCCCCCUGCGGUGACCCAGAUAACGUGGUCUACUCUGUUCCUCGGGUAGAAGCCAGCUCGGCCGGCAGCCUCGCCCAAGACGCUUCACCUCCUCUGUACUCUACUGUUACUUUACAUCAGCUGUAGCUUCAACGCUGUCAGCGCCACAUUUACUCUCUCAGGAGCCAACAGGGGACACAAAGUGCUUUGAAUGAGUCACAUUCACUCAAAGAAAUCUGUUUUUAUCGUUAUUGUUUUUUUUGAAGAUGAAAUAUUUUUUAUUAGCUCUAUGUGUUUAUUGCUUUUGCACAAGUAUAUGUUCUUAUAACAGUUAUGCAUUAUAUAAUUGUAUACUAUAUUUAUUCUGUACUUUUCAAACUGUAGUUAACGUGUUUAGGUGCUGAAUCCAAUCAUCAUGAGAACAAUGGCCUGUACAAUUUUAAGUUCCUGAUCUUCUGAUACCAAAUAGGACUAUUUGGUAUCAAAAGAUCAGGAACUUAAAUUUUUUGUUCAUGAAUAUGUAACAUACAUACUCAUGAACUUUGUAUGACUUGAACAUUGGUAGUUUUCUGGCAGUCACCAUUAUUGUUGCA